This is a messenger RNA of Pseudopipra pipra, 1447 nucleotides long. RefSeq names its product olfactory receptor 14A16-like. The record is from RefSeq and is a predicted model, not a curated record. Gene Ontology annotation, cellular component: membrane. The transcript has a single exon. Gene Ontology annotation, biological process: G protein-coupled receptor signaling pathway. The coding region runs from base 482 to 1441 and encodes 319 amino acids. Gene Ontology annotation, molecular function: olfactory receptor activity; G protein-coupled receptor activity; odorant binding. NCBI's taxonomy places the organism in Eukaryota, Metazoa, Chordata, Aves, Passeriformes, Pipridae.
UUCUCUCACAGAACUCCCUUUGUUUCCCCAAGGGCAGCAGAAAUGAUGAGGUUUCUGACAUCCCAGAAUAGUAAGCAGGGGAGAUACAGGGGGAGCUGUAAAACCCUCCCAAACUCUUACCCUGCCUUUACAACUACACUGGGGGUGCAGAUGCUGACAGGCCCUUCCACACUGGCAGAGGUUUCACAGGACAGAGUUGAGCAUCAGCACAGGUCCCUUCCCCUGCUGAUUCUGCAGAGUGGGGCUGAAUUCAAGAGCCUGUGGGAUAAGGCCCUGGCCUUCAUUGCACACGUGGCCAGCAUAAACCAGGGCUCCAUGCACAGAGCAAAAGGAAGGACUGCUAGAAAAAGAAAACUGUCUGUGUGUGACAGAGGGAGGGGAGCGGAGUGUAUGGGAAUGGCUUUGAUUUUGCUCAGACAGGUCCCCCUUCAUUGUCACUGUUUUUUCUCCUGUGACAGUUCCUCAUGUCCAGAGGCAACAAAUGUCCAACAGCAGCUCCAUGCCCCAGUUCCUCCUCCUGGCAUUCGCAGACAGGAGGGAGCUGCAGCUCCUGCACUUCUGGCUCUUCCUGGCCAUCUCCCUGGCUGCCCUCCUGGCCAACGGCCUCAUCCUCAGCGCCGUAGCCUGCGACCACCACCUGCACACCCCCAUGGGCUUCUUCCUGCUCAACCUCUCCCUCACAGACCUGGGCUGCAUCUGCACCACUGUCCCCAAAGCCAUGCACAAUUCCCUCUGGGACACCACAACCAUCUCCUACAUGGGAUGUGCUGCACAGGUUUUUCUCGUCAUAUUCUUUAUUAGAACAGAGUUUUAUCUCCUCACCGUCAUGUGCUACGACCGCUACGUUGCCAUCUGCAAACCCCUGCACUAUGGGACCCUUCUGGGCAGCAGAGCUUGUGCCCACAUGGCAGCAGCUGCCUGGGUCACUGGGUUUUUCAAUGCUCUGCUGCACACAGCCAACACAUUUUCCCUGCCCCUGUGCCAGGGCAAUGCCCUGGGCCAGUUCUUCUGUGAAAUCCCACACAUCCUCAAGCUCUCCUGCUCACACUCAGGCUACAUCAGGGAACUUGGGCUCAUUGGGGUUAGUGCCUGUAUAAUAUUUUGUUGUUUCAUUUUCAUUGUUUUCUCCUAUGUGCAGAUCUUCAGGGCUGUGCUGAGGAUCCCCUCUCAGCAGGGACGGCACAAAGCCUUUUCCAUGUGCCUCCCUCACCUGGCCGUGGUCUCCCUGUUUGUCAGCACUGUCGUGUUUUCCUACCUGAAGCCCCCCUCCAUCUCCUCCCCAUCCCUGGACCUAGUGGUGUCAGUUCUGUACUCAGUGGUGCCUCCAGCACUGAACCCCUUCAUCUACAGUCUCAGGAAUCAACAGAUCAAGGAUGCCCUGAGAAAAAUGAAGACUGGAUGCUUUUCAGGAGCAAUAAAGUGCCUGUUUUCUGGUGUGUAGCAUUCA